Messenger RNA from Morone saxatilis (striped sea-bass), 5339 nucleotides. RefSeq names its product RNA binding fox-1 homolog 2 (gene rbfox2). The record is from RefSeq and is a predicted model, not a curated record. NCBI's taxonomy places the organism in Eukaryota, Metazoa, Chordata, Actinopteri, Moronidae. Gene Ontology annotation, cellular component: cytoplasm; nucleus. The coding region runs from base 956 to 2326 and encodes 456 amino acids. Gene Ontology annotation, molecular function: mRNA binding. Gene Ontology annotation, biological process: regulation of alternative mRNA splicing, via spliceosome; nervous system development. The transcript has 13 exons.
GGGAGGGAGGACGAUUUCCUUUCUGUAACACACACGCUACAAGAUCACACCGGGAAAACGGAGAGAGCUAAGAAAAUAAUAGGCGAGAGAAAAGAAAGAGAGAGAGAGAGAGAAAAGAGGGAGAAGGAAACACCGCAGCCCCUCCGUCAGUCCAUCCGUCCGUUGUUUUGUUUUUUUCAAGGGGGGAGAAAAAAAAAUCGUCUUUUCUCUUUUAACGCAGACCUGCGGACUAACAUGGGGGAGAAGAGAGAGCUCCUGACGAGGAUUGACUUUCAGUGAACCUCUGUGCUGCAAGUCUGUGGCCACUAGACAGGAGAGGAAGAGGAGAAAAAAAGGCGACAGGGAAGACAUGUUUGAGGGUUUUUUUUUUUCCUCGUCUUGAGGUUGCGGUAGGAUGUUGAUGUUGUGCUGUUGAAAACACAGACGGCUCUCUCUCUCUUCCUAAUAAAAGAAGGAAAUAUAAAAACGAGGGCAGAUGGAAAUUGGGCGGUAGGUUAUGCUCAGGAGCCAUCGGUGUUUAUUUAAUUGGUUUGUUAUGAUCUGAAAUAACGUAGGCCUCUCAGGCAGCCCCGCAGUAAAUAAAUACACGGUCAGCAAACAAGAGGGGGGCUACAUAGCUGGAAAUUAACCUGCUUAUAUUUCAGGGGACGCGUGUGUUUUUUGUUUUUUUUUUGUCAUUGGAGCCACCGUGUUUUUGUAAGGUAAAAAGCAGUUUGUGAGAUUACAUUUCUUAACUCCGGGAGCCAAAACAUUUCCAGAUACAUCAACUCUUUAAGGGGGUCAUACAAAGGCCCAGUGGAAAACACAGUAAAGGCUACUUGGCUUGCAUUAAAGGACUAUUUUAACGCAGGCUGGCUUUAAGCACAAAGGUGCACAAGAGUAGGUGUAGUUAUAUAUCUAUAUAUAUCCUGCCCACAGUUUUAGCUCAAGGCAGGGGACAAAAGAAGAUUUUUAAAUGUUAAUGUCGACCGACGUUGCAUCCAUCAUGCUGCCUGUGUCCCGGGGUCUCAUGGACCGGGAUAGAGAGCUGGACACCAUGGCCGGGGUGCAUCCCAAUGCGGGCGGCGCUCCUGCGGUUGUCCGGGGCAUGAAGCGCGGAGACCCGGAGCCCGACGGACAGACAGCGGCGGCUCUGGUGGACUCGGCCGGGGCGGAGUGCAAGCGUCCCCGGAUCGACGGCUCAGGAGUGAUCGGCGAGGUUGGUCAGAACAACGACCCUUUGACCCUUGGUUACCAUGGCUACCCGUCUCAUAGUCAGGGCUCUCAGGAUAGUGCUGGCGGUCAGGAGGGACUCGUACCACCACCUUUCUCCGCGUUCCCGCCACCUCCACCGCCGCCCCCCCAGAACGGCUUGGCCCUGGAUUACGGGGGCAGCCUGUACGCAGCGGGGGCCGUCCAGGGCCCCGUGGAAGCCGGUGGAGCAGCGAACAGCGCCGCCAACGCUGCCAACAGUCUCAAUGCUCAACAGUCAGAUGGGUCUUCCCAGAUUGACGUUCAGUCAGGGGUUGGCUCAGGAGGAGGAGGUGGUGGAGGGACUGUUGGGAUUGAUUCAGACGACAAGGGGACCCCCAAACGCCUCCACGUGUCCAACAUCCCCUUCCGCUUCCGAGACCCUGACUUACGGCAGAUGUUUGGGCAAUUUGGCAAAAUCCUCGACGUCGAGAUCAUUUUCAACGAGAGGGGAUCCAAGGGCUUCGGUUUUGUAACGUUCGAGACCAGCGCGGAUGCAGAGAGGGCCAGAGAGAAGCUUCAUGGUACGCUGGUGGAAGGACGUAAAAUCGAGGUCAAUAAUGCCACAGCCAGAGUGAUGACGAACAAGAAGAUGACCACACCUUACUCUAACGGAGAGGGCCUCGCAACUCUGCCAUACGCUGGAUGGAAGUUGAGUCCCAUGGUUGGAGCCAUGUACAGUCCUGAACUUUAUACAGUACCGGGGUUUCCGUACCCAGCAGCAGCAGCAGCUGCCUCCACCGCUGCGACCUUUCGAGGCGCUCAUCUGCGGGGUCGUGCCCGGCCUGUCUACAGUGCAGUCAGGGCAGCUGUGCCACAACCUGCCAUCCCUACCUACCCGGGUGUGAUGGCCUAUCAGGAUGGCUUUUACGGUGCAGCUGAUCUCUAUGGUGGCUAUGCAGCGUAUCGUUAUGCCCAGCCGACUGCAGUAGCAACUCCUGCAGCAGCGGCGGCUGCAGCGGCAGCUUACAGUGACAGCUACGGCCGAGUUUACACAGCAGACCCCUACCAUGCUGCCCUCGCCCCAGCUGCCUACGGUGUUGGAGCCAUGGCCACACUGUACAGGGGAGGCUACAGUAGAUUUGCCCCUUACUAAAGACACUACAUUUCCCAGGAGCUCCUCUCUUCCAUUGAUUUACUCUGAAAGAGCUCCCUCUGUUGUCGUGGAGUUGGACUGCAUCCAGUUUUAAAGUGUGGAGUCGACCACAACAAAGAUAUUUCAAGAUCCCACCCCUGAGCAGUCCCACGUUUUCUUAUAUACGCUACUACAGAAAUAGAGGAAUGCUGUAUUAAAGACUGACGGAUGGCCUUUGCAUAAAAAAAAUAAGAAAAAAAAAAUAUAAAGACUCAAAAUGGCCACCUUCCCUAUUGCACGGCUGUAUUAUAGUCCCCCCCCUCCUCCCCCCUUCUUAUUCUCUCGGCACUCAGCAGCACAAGACUCGGGAUGGAGGCCAGAUGUUCUUCCAAAGGCUGUAUGUGGAUAACUGACAUUUAAAUAGCUGUCAACCAUGUAUGAGAAAGUGCUCUGUGGCCUGCACACACUCAACAUUAAAGGAAAAAGAGAGGGAAACGAGCAAUCACAGCGCCCACAAAACGUCGGAGCGGUAGGAAGCAGGAAGGUGCCUCGAAAGAGCACCUAAAAACAUUUUGAACCAGAAUGAUGAGUCACUAAAAUGAUUUAAAAAAAAAAAUAAAACCCACUGGUGGAUUUUUAUAAGUCCUCUUUAACGUGGGCGGAUAGUAAUGAGAGAGGAUUUCCAUUCUUGCCGUGUUCUGGUAGAGGGAGACUGAACAUGGAGGCUUGGAGAGAUGAUGUGACGGUUUAUAACGCUACAGAAAUCACGUCCGAAAGCUGAAGGAGGGAGGGUUAUUAGAGCUGUUCCUUACCUCAAGUUUUCUUAGUAUGUGGAAAUGGUGAACCUUUAAACUUAAAAUUGUUAUGAUAUGCAAAGAAAUUAGUUUAGAGAAAAAAGUUACCAAAUUAUUAUUAUUAUUAUUAUUGUAAUUAUUCUCAUUAUUAUUCUUAUUGAACCAUUAUUUUGUCUGAUUCAGCAGCAGCUGCUGCUGUUAUGGGGCACGUAGUUUCAACAGUGAACCUUGGGGUUGAAAAUCAGAAAAUGAGCAUCUGUGUUUAAAAAUAUUCCACCUUUUGACUUCGUGACACAUAUAUAGUCUCAGAUCAUCCUCCUCACGCACAGGAUUUCACCACCAAACACUACAAAACGUUCAGCACUACACUUCAAAGAUUGAUUUUAGCUUUAGAUUCAAACUAAAUUAUCCACCCACAACCCCGAGGUUCAAGUACUUGUUGAUCCUUUAAUGUAGAGAUUUAUCAUUUGGAUUUUCCCCACACGCUCCAUCAUUUAUAGAGCAAAGUCCAACAUCUGAAUGAGUCUUCCUGAAACAUACUUUAGUUGGUAAUUGUGUUCGAGAUGCUGCCAGCAGCCAUUACUGAGCAAGAGAGAGAUUCUGUCGGUGAGUUAAUAGAAAAUAUUUAAAUGCAAAACACCUUACUAUUGUGCAUAUUUCUAUACUGUUGUAUUCUAUAUUUCCAAAACGUGGCUUUUUUUGGCUUUUGUUUUUGUUCCAAAGAUUUGUAGAAAGCACAUUUUUCUGCCGUAUGUAUAAAUAUAUUAUCUUUGUUAUUGUUAUUAUCAUAAUCCUUGAUAAUCCUAUUGCUGUCUUUAUUUACUUCUUUUUCAUCUUCUGUUUGACUUUUUUUUAAAUAUAUAUAUCAGUAAGUGUUGUUCCUUCUCCAGUAAGGUGCAAAGUAAAAUUUUUUUUCCCUUCUGCUAUGGAGUAAAGAUCUUGAGCCGAGAGGCCGAGAGCGUACCUGAGGUAUGCGUGUAACACUACCAAACUUUUAUCCUCUUAGUUUAAUUAAUCCCGGCUACUGUUUUAUUUGUUUUUGUUUUGUUCUGUUCUGGGUUGACCAUAGGAAUCCGUUAGCAUGACAACUGAUUAUAUUUCAAACUAUACAGGAACAGUUGGAUUUUUUCCCCUUUCUUUUUUGUGUCCAUAUUUAUGCAGGUGACUGAGACAUUAGGAAUGAAUUAGGUCUGUAGCACUUUUGGUAAAAAAAAAAAAAAACCAACUGUGUUCCUCUCCUUUUUUUGAGUUUUCCGUUUAUUUUGAUUGUUUGUUGUUUUCAAGCGGACUCCUUACAUUUCAGUGGUUAAAUCUGUCAGCUUGGCCAGUGCGGUCGCUCCAGGUUUGAUUGAAGAUAUCUAGUAAAAUGUCUGAAAGUGUUAUCUCUCAUACCUAAGCAGGAUAAUAUUCCAACUUGGUAAAAAUGUCAUUGUGGGAUAUGAUCUAAGUUGUGUGUUAAAUGGGGCGUUUCUUUGUUUUUUUUGUUUUACCCAUUAACUACUUUCUAAGCUACCGUUGUGUUUUCCAUUUCUCACACUAGGAAAAACAUGCAGGUCAAUAAGAUGUUUUUUUUUUUCCUAUUAAAUGUGCUGCUGUUGGGUUUUCUCAUGACAUUUAACAUUUCUUAUUAAACAAUUCCAAGUUACUAUCGAAUGUGCUCUGGACAAAAAUAAAGGGGGAAAAAAGAAAACCUAGCCAAAGAUGCUAACUAACAGUCCCCAGCACGUUCUGGUUCCCAACUUGAGAAGUGCUACAUAAAAAUACACAACAAUGGACUUAACAAAGCCACUGAAGGCAUGGACAAACCAGCAUGAGCGAUAAUUGUCAAGUUAAAAAAAAAAAAAAAGUUUUGCAUGAAUCUUGUGUCUUUCAUAUUUGACUCCUGAGCAGCCGAGCCCAGUUGCGUUCUUCUUUACCACUAAACUCUAUGUUAGGAUGACCGGCAGCUAGCAGUUUGAAGCUAGUUAACACAACAAAGAGCACAGUGAUGUUCGGCAAAAAGGCCUGCUGACAAACAAAAUGGCUGCCGCACAAAAGAACAAGUGGCAGCUUCAUUUUCCUGUCGUGGUUUUCUUGCCACUGUAUUAUAGUAAACUAUGUGGCCGUUCUUCAUAGUUGCUAUCUCAAUGACCAGUCCUCUUCCCUCUGUCAUGUCUAUCCCUCUUGACUGCCAUUAUGUUUUUUUGUUAUUGAAUGUCCAUAUAAAAUGUUUUAUAUAAAAAUGUUUUGUUGUGAUCAAG